GGCCGCUACAAGCUCCUGGACGCCUCUAGAUAAACGUGUGCAGUCUCUUGCCGUUGCGUCAUUGCAUUCGUUCGAAACUUCUCUUCCAAACUCUCAAAUCUUCCGUCUCUAGGCCCUAGCCUCAGUCUGCCUGCUUCUUUCUUUGCGGAAUACCCACGAAUUAUAUUUAAGCCUCGUUUAAAGGGCUGUAAUUAUGAGCAGCGAUCUCUCAUAUGGAAACAUCACUGUUGCUCAAAAGAAUCAAGAAGUCUUGACCAAAGCUUCCGAGCAAGAUCAAAAGCCAAAAAAGAAGAUUUGCUGUGCAUGUCCUGAAACUAAGAAGUUACGAGACGAAUGUAUAGUAGAGCACGGUGAAGCUGCAUGUACCAAGUGGAUUGAGGCCCAUAAGCAAUGUCUUCGCGCAGAGGGCUUUAAUGUCUGAUGAAGAGUCGGCAUUAAAGUAUUGAAAACUCGUCAAACUUUGCGAGAUAGGUAGUUUUUUCUCAGAUUUAUACACAAUUUAAAUACAUUCAUUUGAAUAAUGUAUCAAAACGAUUUUGAGACAAUUACACUUCUGUUCUUUAAUGGGAAGCAUUUCUUGAUAUUCAAGUAGACAUCACGAUAUUGCAUGCUAAAUUAUGCCUUUCUUUCCCUGAUUCUUAACCGUCUUGAAUUACUUAUUGAAAGACGAUUUCUCUGUUAGUCGUGCAUCGAUUACAGUCUCAUUUUCUGUUAAUCAUGCGACUUCGUUUCUGAGUGGCUUCAUGUAUAGUGUUGGCCCAUAAGCCC
This is a messenger RNA of Amaranthus tricolor (Joseph's coat), 768 nucleotides long. RefSeq names its product cytochrome c oxidase copper chaperone 1-like. The record is from RefSeq and is a predicted model, not a curated record. NCBI's taxonomy places the organism in Eukaryota, Viridiplantae, Streptophyta, Magnoliopsida, Caryophyllales, Amaranthaceae. Bases 194 to 421 code for a protein of 75 amino acids. Gene Ontology annotation, molecular function: copper chaperone activity; copper ion binding. The transcript is spliced from 2 exons. Gene Ontology annotation, cellular component: mitochondrial intermembrane space.